AUGGUGUGGGUUCCCGCGAGGGCCAUAGCAGGCGCUGCCUUGCUUACGGCCAGUACGCUGGAGAAGUCUUUUAAUUCCACUACCACCACAACCCCGUUCCCGGCGAUAGAGGAACCGAGUGAAGUCCCUGACCUUUGGGGGGUCCGAGGACUGAUUUCGGUCCCGGACCUGUCCUGGCUACCCUUCGUGGGAGCAUGGAUGGAGGCCGAGGAACCAGAGCUUAUCGGUACCACUUCUACACCGGAGGAACCUAGCGGUUGGGAAAGCUGGAAAGCGUUUCUCUGGGACCUUAUGGUCCAGAGAGUCCUUCCGAUAUGGGACCUCUGCAAGGUGUAUGCACAGCAAUAUUGUGGCCCGUUAUGCUCAUCAAUCUUAUUUGCGGUUCGCUGGACGUACUGGCUCAUGGUCGGAAUAGUUGGGGUAUUCCUGCUGCAGCUGGGUGUCUGGACGUACACCUGGGUUGUCUUCCCAAUCGUUGUGCACUCUAGAGCAUUGGUCCGGUACUUCCGGGGAGACGCGCCCUGGAGUGAGGUCUCGCGACUUUUGGGAGAAAGGCCAUUCAGGCCUAACUGGAAAGGUCCAUGUGCUGGAGAACCGUGGUCCGUUGCAUACGUGCAAUCAGAGGUUAGAGGCAGGGGCCUCAAUCGUCUACCGCACGAUCUCCUGAUUACGGAUGGUACAGCGAUUGCCAGACUCCGCCACGGGACCGUACGGGGCCGGACCAACCGGCACGGCUUCAUUUGCGCGUGCGAUGAGGUUAAGGCCUCAUCCCACCGGUACUUCCGGAACCUUAUCGAAGCCUCAGAGUGUCGGAUCCACCUGUGCGCCCAUCAGCCAUGUACCGCGGAAGGAGAACCGGCAAUUCACGUGGGCACCAGCGCGGUGGUACCACAAGUCCAGGAGCUGGACCUUCAGGAUUUGGCCGGCAGGGGACCUUGGGCCCGGAGCCCGAGGCGCGGUUCGCGCCCAGGCGCCGAGGGAGCAGGCCCCAGGCAUGAAGGCUCAGAGACCGAGUCCGAAGCAGAGGAAGGAAACACAUGUCAGGCUGAUCAGGUGGGCAUGGACCUCGGUACUCCCAAUGCCAAGCCCUUGGCGACGGAACCCUGUAGGGACUUAGCCCGACAUCAGCCAGAGCCCCUCCUGAAGGCAGAUGAGAUUGUCAGUUGCCAGGAAGGCCUCAAGAAGCUCAUAGAUGGCACUCACGCGGUCGCCCUUUGCGACUAUCACCGGGCCAUCUAUCAAGCGUCCCUGAAAGGAAGAACCUGCUCAGUAGAGGGGUGCCUGCAAACGCCAUACCACACCAAGGGUGGAGUCAAGCUCUGCAGGCUCCAUGGAGCCAAGGAGGAGCGGAAGCCUAAGACUUCGCCUGAGCCUAAGCCAGUGGAUCCUUCCGUAACUUCCGGGGUUCAACUUCCCCAGGAAAGUGAUAGCGGGCCUGCCCCGCCCUCGAUUCUUCUGCCUAAUGCCUCCCAACUCCUCCCGGGAGUUGUCCAGAGGAUGGUGUCAGGAGAGACUCUGGAUGAGGCCCUCGAUGGUGCUUAUCGAGACCACUCAGCUGUCCCUCUCACUGGGAGUCGAGCCCUCCAAACCCUCGAAGACCUCAGGGUCGAAGCUAGAAGGUGUCUGGACGGCUCUCAGCCGGGCAGCAACCCGGAUGUGCUGCAAGUCUUACGGCUGAUUUGCGGCGACUCUCAGGCUUUACCGGAUCGAACACCGGACAUGAAGCAGCUGCUUCAGAUGCCUCACAACGCGUACAGUUCCGACGGUAAAGGGAAUGUUCCGUGGGGUGUUUCACCCCCGGAACCUGACCCCGCAGGACCAAGAGACCCAGGAGAUGAAGUCCCGAGGACCGUGGCGUUCACGGAUUUUUCCAGGGCAACCCCGCCCGGACCUGGCAGCUCUUCCUCUUUAGCCCCGGCCUUCCUCCAAACCCCUGCCCUUCCCGCCGCACGGUACGGCGGCCCGUUUCCCCUGGGACCCGUCCCAGGAGCGGGAACGCCUGACAAUGCAAUGGGAGUUGAAGGGGAUUUGGUGCAGGGCUUGAUGAGGCGCAAGCAGGCUUCACCCGCUUCGACCGCCGUCCGUCCACCCGAUUGGUACCGAGCUGGUGCGUACACCGCUCCUCCACCGGCCUUUGCAGACGAAGCAACCAAGGCGUUGCAGGCCAUUGCCAAAGCGGUUACCUCCAAAGAUGAAGCCGCUUCGCAAGAGCGGGGAAAGCUCUCCUCCAUUGGGAAGGUAGAAGAGAGAUGCUUGUAUUUGGUUCGAGGCUGCGACUCUCUCACGGUCCCCCUAGGGGAAGCAACCGUGGGCAAGGAACUUUUCCACGCCCUUCGGAACACCGCUACCCAGGACCGCCCGUUGCUGAGAAGUCUUAAAUUCCCCAUUAACAUUACCAACAGGUUCGCUUUUGGGGUCAGUGGUCUUUGCGUGGGCGGCAAAGGAAACAUUCCGGAAUAUUCUCUCACCACGGGAGAUUUCCCCGCGACUUCCGAAGCCGAGUUCGACAGCUACUCUGUCCCUGGCGAUAUCAAGCUGGAGAAAAAGCCUAGAGCUCCGGCCACUUUGACCUUGUGGUACAGAAACGCCCUCCGUCAAUGCUGGGCCCUCGCCUGUAUCUUCGGGGUACAACAUUAUGGAGGAUGGGAGCGAGCCGCUAGCAGUCUCCUGCGGAUGGCAGAGGAGACUGCCCAUGCAUGGCCGCUCCAUCUCAUCAUUUCUACGUGGGAUGAGCUCUGGAGUCGGUUCAUGGAAGAAGUUCGGGACAUCGAACGCAAAGUUCGCCGAGAGAUGGGAGAGGAGGCUCCCUCCUUUGAGAGGUUAAAAUUCUUCUGCACCGCACCCGGUGUAGACGGGAAUCCCUGGUUGCGUCUCCCGCAGACCUUCGAAUUGGAAGACCCUCUCGAAUAUUUCCAGACCGAUGUUCUGCCCCGGCAGCGUCGGAUCUUGGAAAGAACCUGCUGGCAGCUCGCCCUCAAAGGGCCACAAGCGGGCCUCGCCGGGGGACGCGCCGGAGAGCAGGGCGACACGGGCCAGAGGACCGAUACGGUCCCGGGCCCCAAGGUCGGGGCAAACACGUCCGCGCCCGCGCUCCUCGGCAAACCUCUGAGCAACAAGGAGGUGCAGAGAUCUAUGGACCACAGGCCGAAGUGUCAGCGCACCGGCAAGUAUUUCUGUUGGGACGCCAUGUCGCGCCGAGGGUGCCAUGCCCAGUCUUGUUCACACUCGCACGAGAAGCCCAUUCCCGGGUGGAAUUCUCUUGAUUUCAGCGUCCAGAUGCAGCUUCUCCGGCGGGGUGGCCACCUUGGCCAGCCAAAGAUGUCUGGUGCAGCCGACGUUGAUAAAGCGGUGGCCGCCCUGCGCAAGGCUCAAGCCGACAAAGUAUCUGCUGCUGUCGCGGAAGGAAAGGCCGCAAAGGCCAAAGCCAAGGCCGCCGCCGCAGCAGCUAAGCCGGAUGGGCCCAACCCUCCUGAGCUCGGCAACUUCUUUGCUACAGACCUAGAGUCGGGCCUCGCAGAAGCCAUGGCCGGCAGUGCUUUGGACUGGACGGCCAACCACUCCUCUCCACCGCUUCGAACCGUCUCUCUCCAGCAGAGCACCGAAGCUACUCGAAAGCGGGAGGCCGACAUGGCUAGCGUGGAGUCUUCCGGCUUGGUCCCGGACGUCCCGCCUACGCUGGCCUGCUAUUUGCGCAACCGGUUGCUGCAUAUCCAAGGGCCACCUGGUCCCCAGCAUGUGCAGCAAGCGCUAGACGACGCCGUGCUCAAGGGCGCCCCGGAGCUCGCUGUCGAAGCGGAGGCUUUCCUUGCCAAGGUAGGCGACUCACAAGCCACGCGGGCCACUCUUACCCGCACCUCUUGGGUUGCAUCCAGCGAUGCCCCUGGGUCUGCCCAGCUUUCCUGGGGACCUUAUGCUUGGGACGUUCUGGACUACGGGGACACUCUGGCCGUCCCCGCGGAGCUGGAAGGUAUUUUGGAGCCUCGCGACGAGCCACACCCGGACUGUGAGCCGCGCCAGUGCCUACUGUUGCACGUGGCCGCUGCUUGCUUGUGGGCCCAAGCCCACGUUUCCCCCUCCUGGUCGGAGGUGCGAGCGGCUGCUGCGCCCUUGCGGGUGGAGCUCCAUGGCCUCGCUUGUCAGGCAGCCGAGGCUUUGUCUUUCGAGCCCGGCAGCAUGACACGAGCCGAGCGGGACCUUCGGGUCUUCAUCCAUGAUCUCCUGUAUCACGGUCACGACAAGGACUAUCGGUGUCUUGCCGCCUUCCCGCCCAGUGCAGCUUCUCACUUGGCCAUACAGGUUGUGCGACUGGAUUCAUGGAAGCGUCCCACUGUUGAGCGUUUGGCCGGCGCCUCCGCGCCACUCAACUCCCCUCCUUUGGUCUGGCUUCUGGUCCAUGAGGGUCAUAUGCGACUUUUGGUCCCCACUUCAGAUGCCAUGCCGGCUCCUGCUCGUAGCAUCACUAUGCACGGGUGGGAUGUGCACCUUGAAGCAGCGUCAGUUGCUGGCGCAGAGCUGGUCCCUCCGGCUAAGUGCCCCCGUUGCGAUGCGGAGGAGCUGCGGCGUACUGGUGUGUCUACCAGCGUCCUGGGCCUUUACCCUGUUGUGGUGCCGACCGAAAGAGCUGGAUCCGUUUGUUGGGAAAGCUCUCCUCCCUCAGGGCCGGCUGUCGACCCGCUGCCUGUCGUGCCGUUGGGGCGCGGUCAGGCCCCUUGGUCGGUUCUGGAGCUUGCUCUGGGGACCCCUUCGGCGCUGGCCGCCUCUGUUCCCCCCGACGCCUCGUGGGGCACUAUUGGUCUUGCCGCAGGGCAAGACCUUGCGGCGGCUGUUGUGCGGCAGGGUCUUCUCGCUACGCUCCGCGCCCAUCAGCCUCCCCUUUUGGUGGUGUCUGUCUUGUCACCGGAGCUCACGGCCGGCUAUCGUCUGCAGCCUGGCUGCUCGGGCCUUUCCUCCUCUCUUCUUUCUUUCGUCGCCCUUCUGCUGCAGGAACAACGAUCUCGGGCUGGAGACGUGCUCUUCCUUCAUCCUCUUACGGGCGCGGGCUGGCGCCAUGAGUCGAUCCUCACGGCGCUUCAGGGCUGUCCGCGUGUUCGCUUGCCACUGGCUUCGCCGGGGCGGGCUCCGCUACUGGUAGCUACUACGGCCUCCGCUGCCGCGGAGUCCUUGCGGACGGGCGGGACUUUGAGCACCGCCGCGAGGGUCGGUAGGGCAAAAGAGGAACCCGAGGGCUGCUUCGGCCCCGGAGACCUCCCGACACCCCUCCGUAAGGGGCCGCUGGCCCCCCCACUUGCCGACGCGGUCAGGUCCGCCGCGGCGGCCUACCUUGACGCGGUCGAGGAGGCUGCUCAGUUCUCCAAGGAAGGACUCCGAAGUGUAGCAGCGGCGGGGUCGCUGCUCCUUCGAGCGGCCGGCGGCUGGCAAGAAGCAAUGAGAGCCAUUAAGAGAACAUACAUCCAGCGCCACGGGGAUCAUUUCGACGGGUUACACGGACCCACGCUUGAUGGCUUGGUGCCUCCUCCCCUCCUCGAGAGAGCAAGACACGUGGCAGUGUGGGGAGUGGAGGCGCACGUGCCCCUGAAGGAAUCUUCGAGACUCAAGUGCGCACCCCACCCCAGCCUCAAGGCGCAUAUGGACGAGGCGGCCGCUCAGCUGUGGAAGGACGUUGUCAGGGGCCGGGUCCUGGUGUGCUACGACCAAGGGGAAGGUCUCGAUGGGGUUAUCUCUGUCCCCAUGGCGAGAGUGCCUAAAAUGAACCCUGACAGAACGGUUUCAGACAAAGGCAGGGUCGUGUGGGACGCUACCCCGGUGAAUCGGUUCUGCUCCAAGGAGGAUUUUCCGCCAGCCUUGCAACCUAAACACAGAGAGGUUGCCAGGGUUAUCCUCUACUGGGGGCUCAAGUUCCCCGGCGUCCCGAUUCUUCUGAGUAAAAAGGACGUCUCGGACGCCUUCAAGUGGCUCCCAGUCGCUCUGGAAGACACGAAGUUCUUUGCCGCUAGUUACGUUGAGGCCGACCAUGACGCUACACUCCUCUACGGGUACAUGACCUUUGGAUGGAGAGGCGCACCAGGCGAAUACAUGGGAUUUGCUUGGGUGCUCAAGGCAGGCCAUGAGGCGCACGGUCCCUCCAAUGGGCGGUGGGAGGCCUCCGACGUUGCCUUUCACUCCUUUGUCUUGAUGGACGAUACUGUCCUGGUGGAACCGGACAUCGGGCUUCGACCUUGGGUUUCAGUCGAGGUCGCGGAGCAAAUGACCCGCGCCGCUCUUGGCCCGCGGGCCAUUAACCCGGAAAAGGACGCUGUCGAAGGGGCGUUGGAGACGAGGAAGCUCAUUUGGGGAUUGACGUACGACACCGGGCGUGGAACGGUCAGUUUGCCAAUCGUUAAGAUUGAAAAAGCGUACCACCUCCUCCAUCUACCCCAAUUCGACCAUGGAAAUCGCGUCGUUCCGUUGCGCCUGGUCCAGGAAUUGCGGGGGAAUCAACAGUUUUGGCUGGCUGUCUUCCCCAGUCUGGCACCUUAUUUAGGGGCCACCAACGAUUUGUUAGGGCCGCCCGACGACGCGGGAAAUGCUCGCCCCAAGGGGCCUGACACCGAAGCCACCUGGCAGCGAUUCUGGGAAGCGAUAGAGCUACAGCGGGUCUUGGUUGACUCUCAGGGAACCUGGGAAGCGCGGUUCUCGCACUCCCUCCUCGGGGCUCUGACCCUUCCGGAGUAUCUGUCUUUCCCGGGCUUGCAGGAUCAGGUUGUUUGGGCCUCGGGGGACGCUACCACACAGGUGGUGGGGGCCAUCGACUGGGAGGCCAGGGUCGCUGUUGUGGAGCCCGUCAAAGACCUCUGGGCAGCUCUGCGGGAGUUCCUCUCUUCAUCCUACCUCGAGAGAGAAGAUUUGGAGAAGUCCGAGGGCCGCUUCGGCCCCGGGCGUGCCACAGGCUCCUCUUCGCAGGAAGGGGACGAGGGGAGUUUCUCUCCCGGCCCCGCGUCAGAAGAAGGCGAGGAAGAUGUGAUGAUCUCGCUGGCUGAGUUGCUGGCGGUCCUUUGUUUGGUCGCCGCCCGUUGGCGGGCCUGGUCUGGGAAGGUAGUAGUUUACGCGGGAGACAACCAGAACGUUGUCCGUUGGAUCGCCGCGCGAGAAGCCAGCCCACCUGCGGCCCGCUUCCUCCUUCAGAUCCUGGGCGCGGCGGAAGCAGUGGGACAUUUUCGGCUUUACGCUGAAUACAUCAGGACCUACCACAAUGUGGUGGCGGACGAUCUGACUCGUAAGAACGUUCCGGACGUGCUCCGUGAGAACAAUCUCAAGCGGAUAGAGGGUAGAGGCACCAUGGUUGAGCUUCUCGACCGCUCCUGGGCGAACCGCGCCCUGCUGUGGGCGACUAUGGAAGAUGAUGACCGGGGCAUCGCCCUUCAGCUCUGCCUCAGGCGCUCCCCUCCUGGGCCCCCCACUUCUGUGACGGGUCCCCUUCCUUUGAGAAUCCACGAGAUGGCCCUCGGCCCGCCGGUUUACACCCGCGAGCUCACUAAAGAAGGGGCUGUGUGCACCCAUCAGCAGCGCCUAGGGACGGAGUGGUCGGGACCCACCGCGCCGACGGCGCCAGCAGGAAAACCCGAUGUGCUUUGUUGGUCCUUAGGUAGAGGUGGUUCCCAGGUUCCCCUUGCUGACGUCCUCCGCUUUGAUCCUGAGUGCAUUGUGGUUGAUUCCCUUCAGAGUACAGGGUUGAAAAGCUUGAGGAAAGGGCUUGGGGAUGGUUGGUUUUCUCAGCUGGAUUUGUUUAGCGGGAGGUCGUUCGGGGAUCAGGUUUGGUGGAGGAGGUGGGCUUUGGUUGCCGUCAGAAAGGACGGGUCCCGUAAGCACCCUCCCAAACUUAGCCCCGACGAGGAGCCUGUUACGCUCCCGUUGGCCCGCUACAACCUUGAGUGGAGAGCCCCCGACUCUAAAGCCCCACCCGAAACCUGGAAGCCUGGACCCCUGAAGCUGGACUCCUCGCUUCCCUACCUUAGGAACGCUACCCCUAAGCCCUCAGGUAGGUUAGGGGAAAGCCUCGUUUGGGACCCCACCAAGCCUCUCCCUGCCUUGCACGACGGUUCUUGGGACCCCUCUAGCCCCCAGCCCCUGUUGCUUUUAGGCUCAAACCCCCAGGGUGUAGGGGUUAGGACCUUGCUGCCUGAAGAAGCUUGUAGUCUCUUGGGCGGCCGUCGGGAGUUGCUCCCGCGCCUCGACCCACAGGAAGCAGCGAAGCAGCUGCUGGAGGCGACACCUCCAUCCUUCGCCCAAGGCAUCGGGCGCUGGCUCAGGUCGCUUGGGUCCGAGGACUGUUUCAGUCCCGGACCCGAGGAGGCCUUAGGUCACCGAGCCGGUGUCUGUUCCCUUCCUUGGGAAGAGCAUACGCGCCGGGCCCUGAUGGCCUGGAUGGAAGAGCGCGACAGCUCUUGGAGAACCCGCGUCGGAGGCGACAGCAAGGGAGUGCGCGGUGCGGACGGAGGCAACUUGAUCUCCGAGGAGGGCUGGGUGCCGGUCACCUCGCUGGUGUCGGCCCUGCGUCAGGAGCCGGCCGCCACAGAGCUCGAGAUCGACCUGGCGCUCUUGCAGCGUUUGGAACACACGAACUCGAAAUCCAGGUUCGUGCUCAGACAGGCCGACCCGCUCCCAGGAGAGGAUGAAGGAGCUUGGUAUGCAGCCGCAUGGGCUGGGCAUACCCUGUCAGGGGUGGUCGGCCCUGGUGCCAUUGCCACCCCGCCUCCGAUCCUUCUCCACGGCACAUACCGGUCCAAGGUACCCCCGAUUCAACUGAACGGGCUCCUCCCGCUACGCAGGGCUUUGCACCUGCAAGAUCCGUCCUGCAAGUCUGGCAGGUGGCGAUCCGACCUCGAAGUCGCAGUGACAGUGGACGCCGUCAAGGCUGCCCAGGCGGGCUGUAUCUUCAGGCUCACGGGCAACGGAAUCUGGUUGACCAGCCAACCAAUUCCGACGAGCGCUAUCCUCUCUUAUGCACCGUGGACCGCGAAGGUUGAAGCCCACUCUAAGGGGCUCUGGCAAGGGUCCGAGCAGAGACUUCGGGAGGAGACCCAAGGGGAGGCCGAGGGGCGUUUCGCCCCCGGCCAACCCGAGGGAACUCCCAAGGGGUCUUCGAGCAGUCAAGAGGGUCAGCCCCCGGGAAAGGAAAGCAGAGAAGACGACCCUUCUCGGGACACCAAAGGGGAGGCGACGCAAGGCCCCCGCCUAGACCUUAAGGCCUACCAAGGAGGGAGACCCUCCCCUAAGGAGCCGACACUCCUCAAAGAUGUGGCAGCAGCCGCGGUCGCCUUGGGCGCGACUCUCGAGGACGGGCAAGAGGUUAUUGUCGAUGCUGACACGUGGCAGGUAGCAGUGCCGGAGGCCCCCGAGUUCGAAGCAGACGUAGACUUCGGGCGGUCGACCUCCGAGUCGGGCUCAGAGGAGGCCACCGCCAAUGCCGCUGAGGUGGCGCACACCUACAGCGGCGAAUGGUCGACGCCGGACGGCCUCAAGUGCCUGUUGUGCAACGCCUGGAUAGACGGGGGUCACCUCAUGACUCCUAUCCACAACCGGCGCAUGCGAUGGCACCUGAAAGAGCGAGCGCGGCAGAACGCUGCGGCGCUGUCGACACAGCUCAAGGACCUCACGCUGGAAACUCCAGCGAAGAAGCAGCGGCAGCAGAGCGCCCCGCCUGCGGCGGCAGAGCCGAGCUCAACAAGGGCAGGGGACAGUGGUCCAAAGCUCCCCCUGCUUUUGGUCCUCCUGACGCUCCAAGGAGUGAACCCCCACUGGAGCCCGAAGAGCGGGGUUCCUCCAGAGCCGGAAACCGAGGAACGAGGUUUGGGGGAGGGGGGGCUAGGCGCAGCCCCGCCAAGGGCCGGAUCUGCGCGCGGAUCAACAGAGAGCCUGCCAGCGACGGGCAACCAGGAGCGUCAAGGAGAAGCCGAAAGGGGCACCGAGGACCGUUUCGGUCCCGGUGCCCCCGAAGCCGUCCCUCCGGGUGGCUCGGGUGCGCCCAGCGAUCGGGCACCGUCAGCGACGGGCAACCAGGAGCGUCAAGGAGAAGCCGAAAGGGGCACCGAGGACCGUUUCGGUCCCGGUGCCCCCGAAGCCGUCCCUCCGGAUAGCUCGGGUGCGCCCAGCGAGCGGGCACCGUCCUUCGAGGAACAAAUGGCAGCGCUCGACGAGGAGGAAAGGAUCCUCCUGCUUGAAGCAGGAGGUGGCCUCCCUUCAGAAAGCUCGUCUGCGAGUCGGCCCCUUGUGCCACGGACGGGCAUCCGACUUACUGCUCCCAAGGUCGGCCUGCUCAGGGCGAUCUCAGACGCGGACACACGGAACUGGAAGUCGUUGUCUGCGGCCCUCAAGGAGGCAGCUGGAGAGGGAGGCACCAAGGCGCAGCUUCUCCUUGACCUGGAACGCUUAGCGACCCAGCGUGGGGACGCCUCUCGAGAAGUCAAAGGACUCUUGGAAGAAAAGGUGCGUAACCUUAAAGCCUUGGAGACGUCGGAUGCCGCAUACCUCAAGGAGCUCGACAGUCAGGGCGAGGCGAUGCGAGAGUUGGAAAGACAGAACCCUGUCAGACCUUCUCUCGCCUCAAAACCCCUCAGCUCCGAUCGCCUCACGGCAGCUAUCAAAGCCGGCACUCCCAUCUGGGUCGCGCGAAAGCAGGAAAAGGGGAGACUCCGCGCUCAAGAACACAGGGCCCGCAUCGAGGCGGAGGCGGCCAGGGAGAGGGCGGAGCGCCCGCCAGGGGCAGAACCCACGCCGACAGGCGAAGCGCUGGAUGAGAGAAUGAAGGAGGCAGCUCGCCUUGAGUUGCGGGAGUUUCGUGCCCUUCUUGCGCAGGAAGGCACGCGCCAGGCGAAGCGUCCCCCGGACUCCACUCGCCGGCGAAAGCUCAAAAAGAAGCAACGAAAGGAGAGGCUCCGCGAGAAGGCCCGCAACGAUGAUGCGGAUCGAGACACCAACCACGCAAUCGCGCAUGCCCGGGACCGGACGAGGAACUCAGAGCAGACACUCCCGAGGUCCGAGGGCCGUUUCGGCCCCGGACGCUCGGAGGGGGGAGCUCUUACUCCUUUUAUGGGGGGAAGCGCGCGAGGCGUGGCGGGGCUAGGAGAAAGCGGAAGAGCCGAGGCCUACCUCUGGGAGACGGGCCUCUUCGAGGGCUUCCUUCUGGGCGUCGUGGCCUGCCUUUGGGCCCAGUUCUGCUGGCGUCGCGCCAGAGGCGGGAGUUAUGGGGCAGCUGGCCAGGAGGAGGAUCGGAAACACGACGAUCUGCUGCACACCGCGCGGAAACCAUAUGGGGGCAAGGUGGAAGUGAAGUUCCUUCGCGAUGAAGCAGUGUUUCACGCUCCAAGCUGCAACUUGGUUCGACCGCUUCACAAAGCGGCGCAACCAUGUCGCGAUUGUGGACCCGAGGCGCGCUGGGGGUACCUGGCCGACCUCGGGCCUCGCAACCACGAUAAUGCCACUCGAGACACUAAUCACGCCUAUGCGCAUCUCAUGCUCAUAGGCGUGACCUUCUUCCUCCUGGGACUCCUGGGAAGCUGCCUUUGGGGGCAGCCGGGCUUCCCGGGAGUCACUCAUAAAGCACCGGAGCAAGGAGGGUCCGAGGAAUGUUUCAUUCCCGGACCUCUCCUUACUCAGUGCGAAAAUGAGCGUGAGGAUGAGGCUCGAUGUGGGGCUAAGGCGCAGCGCAGGGUCACCUUCCAAAAGAUGGAAGAAGAACCCUCCUACGAGGAACUGGCCGGUCCGGUCAAGAACAAGAAGGAACCACCUUUCCUCGGAGGGCCCUCUUCCGCGAAAAGGCUGUACGGCUCCAAGCCUCCCCAGCUGGCUCUACCUUUGGCCACGCGUGAGGCCUUUGAGGCAGAAGCUCUCCGAGUCGCCAUGGACCGCCUUACCACCACCACACAGAAGGCCUACCAAGGGCAGUUAAAGUGGUGGCGCCUCUUUUGCCUCCGCAGAGGCAUCCCCUGGUUGCUCAGCGGCAGCGAGCCCAGCGAGGAGGAGACUCACCUGCUGGACUUCCUCCUCCACACGGCCAUCAACGGGGCGAGAGCACCAGGAACCCUUAAAAUGAGGCUGGCGGCCAUCAAAUCGGCUCACGUCUCCCUCGGGCUUAAAGACCCACUGGAGGGGAAACCGCGACUGCUUCUUGUCCUCGCGGGGUUCAAGAAGAGGUAUGCAACGCCAACUCGGAGGCUACCGGUGACUCCCACGAUGCUUGCGUACCUCUUCACCCAACUUUGGGAAAAUGCCCCGCACGAAGCACCCGGUCUUUGGCUCGCGCUGUGCCUGGGUUACUUCUUCCUCCUGAGGGCCUCCGAGUUCCUCCCUGUCCCUUACCUUCCUGACUCCAGACACCUUAAGGGUACAGAUUUGAGACUGAGGAAGGGUGGACAGGAGUGCGAUCUAAAGGAUCUUCACUCUGCGGACGAGGUCGUGAUCACCCUUCGGGGGAGUAAGACGGACAAGUUCAAUCGUGGGACUACUCGAAAUCAUUUUCGAGGAGUCCCACCACUGUGUCCCGUGGAUGCAGCGAUCCGCUUCUUCUCGACCUUCCCAGCACGCCAUGGCAAUGGAGAAGAAUCCGGUGAGCCUCUCCUUAGAGGAGUCACCCGCGAAUGCCUCCAGAUGCUCAUCGCUAAGGCAGCAGAACACCAAGGCAUGCAGGGAGCGACAGGAGCUCAUUCCCUGAGAUUUGGCGGCGCGUCCGCCAUCUGGGCGGCUUAUCAAAACUCGGCCCAGUUGCAGCGUUUCGGGCGGUGGGCGAGUGACGUGUAUCACGGCUAUAUUUGGGAUGCCCGUGCGUCGUCCAAAGGGGUAGCCAAGGCAAUGGCCGAGGUGGACCUCAUACCCCCUUGA
Messenger RNA from Symbiodinium sp. CCMP2592, 12852 nucleotides. The record is from the annotation of a GenBank genome assembly. NCBI's taxonomy places the organism in Eukaryota, Dinophyceae, Suessiales, Symbiodiniaceae.